Molecule: messenger RNA, 4404 nt
Organism: Clupea harengus (Atlantic herring)
Lineage: Eukaryota; Metazoa; Chordata; Actinopteri; Clupeiformes; Clupeidae
Product: calcium homeostasis modulator family member 2, tandem duplicate 1
Exons: 2
Coding region: 2868-3827 (319 amino acids)
Cellular component (GO): plasma membrane
Molecular function (GO): monoatomic cation channel activity
Source: RefSeq, a predicted model, not a curated record
ACGUGAGUGGUUGGUCACAAGUUGUAAAAGGACACAAAACAAUGGAUACAAUCCAGAAUUAAAAGUUGGAAAUCUUGCAAAUCAAAACCUACUUAAUAAUAAUAAUAAUAAUAAUAAUAGUUGUUGACAAAAAAAUGUGCAGGUGAAGAGAGUAAUGUUUAUAUUGGUGUAAUUGACAGAGAUCAGGUUGAGUAUGGAUUAUGAGCGGCAGGAGUUUUCUCAACGGUUUUUGGCUAAUUUGACCAACACUAGGGUGCUGUCAUUUACUGUAACCCGAGCGAACAUGGUAGCCUGUGCUCUAUAAUAACUCAUGUUUUCGUAAUUUAAAAAUGAACCACACUGCAUAUUUACCACCUCGGCAUAUUAACCUCUAUCCAUGUUUUUUUUUUUAGGGGGUUGCAAAGAACUAUUGCAAUCUAUACUAUCUGCUAGCCAUAACUGAGCCUCUGCGCUGCAGUUGUCAUUACAGUAUCAGCAAUAACUGAUGGGGGAGGGGAGGGAAAGGAAGGGAAGGGGCGUGUGCCAGUUUGUUGGAAAGGUCAGUGUGGUGUGCUGUUGUAGGCCUAAUGCAGUGAACGGCACGGUAUACUUUUGAAUCAGACUUUUAAUGUGCAUGAUGAAAAGUAACGAUCAUAAAAAGUUGAGUAAAGGCUGUUUUGUAUGUAAAAAGGCGCGUAAACGACGUCUACACCUCCGACUGUAAGGCCAUUUAGGGUGUUUUUGUUUUGUGGAAUGUUCUUAAAAUCACAAGUUCUCUUGCUGGACAUACUAGCUGGAGGGACUUUUGGAUCUCUGCAUUUGAGGGCUGCAGCCAUGCGAUGUCGUGGCACACCCCACAUGUUUCCACUUUAAAAAAUCUCUUUUUUUCCACUGGGGAGGAAACCAGAUGCCUGUUCCUGCCUCCUUUGAGUCAUAGCCCGCUCUCUCCCUCUCCCUCUCCCUGUCUGCCCCAAACAUGGGCACCAAGUUUUAGAGACAAAAAUACUAGCAGAUACAUCUAGUAUUCAUUCAGCUAAUAGUGCCUAUUAGCACUGUACCGAGGGAAGCUAGCGUCAAUUCCAUGGACAGCUGUUUGAGAAGAGCGGUGAACUCCUCAGGAUCAUGAUCAAGCGUAAGUUUGACUGGCUCUAUUCUUUUCCAGGGAGUAUGCUUGCUAAUUACAGUUCAUACAAAGCAAUGACUGUACUGUUCUUCCUAAGCAAGCUGCUUCUUCCUCUUACAGUGUAAGCAAAGCAAUUCAUCCUAGGCAAGCUUCUUCUUCUUCCAGGAACAAUAAGGCAAGAACCGCUUAACAUAAAAACUUACUUCAAAAGUUGUUGUGUUGGUCUUGUAAAUAAGACAAUGAUUUUUCAUUUUUCUACACUUUAUACUUUUUGAGAUAGUAAAGAAAAAAUAGUAAAAAUUGUCCCAUAGACAUCCUUACGGGGUAGUUAAAGAUACAGUGUGUAGUUUUAAGUGGCAUCUGUUUUUUUGUAGAAAAGGGAUAUAGUAUUCAUAAUCAUGUUUUCCAUUUGUGUAUAAUUGGCUGUAACUGAAUUGUUGUGUUUUCGUUAGCUUCGAAUUAGCCUGUUGAAUCUACAUAGGGAGCACUUCACUGAGUCUGCCAUGUUACACCGCCGUGUUUCUACAGUAACCCACACCAGACAAACCAAAACACCAGAUCGAGAUAGUGCUUUUCAAGUUGUUAUAGCAUAUGACGACCACCGUAGGUAUUUGCACAUGCUUGUAAAGGGAAGAGUAUUCAGCUGGUUGCAAUUCAGCAACCUCACCAACAGAUGUUUUGAAAAACUACUCACUGGACCUUUAAUGUGCCUUGCACCUGCACUUAACUGUGGACUGUCAAUAUAAAGGCUCCCUUUCUCUCUGUCCCUUUCUCUCUGUCCCUCUCAAUAUAGCCUAACUGUAGAACUAGGAGUACUGAUAAGAGGCACCCUCCAUACUCUAUUUGCUUUUCUUUCCAUCUCUCUUCUCUCUCUCACUCUAUUUUCUCUCUUUUCCAUCUUCAGUGUCUUAUCUCAUUCUCUUCAUAUGUAUCCACUCUUUUUCACGUUUCUUGCCAAAACACCUUAGCAUCUACUCUCUCUUUAUCUAUGUAUCUUUCCAUCCAUCUGUCUUUCUUUAACUCUGUCUGUCUUUAUGUCCUUAUCACAUUCCCAAUCGCACACUCCAUACUGUCUCUCUUUCUCUCUCUCUCUCUUUCAAUCCAACAGUCUUUACACAGCUCUUACUCCUCUAUCUUCUUGCCUUCCUUCUCUUUUGUCUGUCCCUCUCUUCAUGUAUUGAAUUGUGUUCAAUCUUUUACUUUAUAUUUAUAUAAAACAUUUUGCUUUGCAUGCACUGGUAUUUCCUGCAGGAAAUGCAAAUCUAGUUAUAUCUCAAAUCUGCAUGCUGUCUUGAAGAAAUUGUACAUGUGCAGCCUAAAGUGUAUUGUGAAUAUAAGGAAUAUGGUAAAGGUUAAAUGUGUCUGCCUGUCUGUGUGUGAGUGAGUGUGUCUGUCUGUCUGUCUGUGUGUUUGUGUGUGUGUGUGGGCACUGAGGGAAACAGGCUGUUGAAUGGUCGUUGAAUUAUCCUGUCUAAAAGAAAGCUAGUGCACAGCAUCCAGCUGUCCAUCUCACCAUGUGUUCCACUGCAACCUGAGACCUGAGUCAAGUCACAUCGAAUAAACACUCUGCAUGUUAGUCAUAGCUUGUAUGCAUACUGAAAACUGAUCCAUCCGUGCUCUCUCUCUCUGUCCGAACUCUGUUUACCUUACACUGUCUCUCUUAUUGGUUAAAGGUUGAUGUGUGAACCACAAUAGAGGAAGGAACAAGAAUCAUCUGCCUCUCUGCUUUUUCUGCUUUACAAACCCCCCUACACAACCUGGCACCAUGGCUGCCCUCGUUGCCGAGAACUUCAAAUUCGUCUCCCUCUUCUUCAAGAGCAAGGAUGUGAUGAUGUUCAACGGGCUCAUCGCCCUGGGAACGGUUGCCGGGCAGACUGCCUACAACGUCUUCGCCUUUCACUGCCCAUGUUCCCCGGCUCGGAACUACCUGUACGGCCUGGCGGCCAUGGGUGUGCCUGCCCUGGUCCUCUUCCUUGUGGGGGUGAUGCUCAACCACAACACGUGGGACAUUCUGUCCGAGUGUCGGCUGAAAAGGUGCUGGAAGCUCUCAGGGGUGGCCCUGUUUGCACUGCUGGCCUCCAUUGUGGGACGGGCGGCCGUGGCCCCCAUCACCUGGUCAGUGCUGUCGCUGCUCAGGGGUGAGGCCUACGUCUGCGCCUUGAGUGAGUUUGUGGACCCAGCGUCCAUUACGGACUUCCCCAGCAACAUUUCGGAUGUGCCGGGAGUCAUGGCUGGCUUUCCGUGCAAAGAUGUUCCUGAAGAGCUGUUGCAGUUCUGGAGCGUGAUUGAGAGGAGACUGAAGUACGAGUCCCAGCUGCUGGGUUGGAUCCUUGUGGGGUCUGUGGCCCUCUCCGUGUUCCUGAUGCUGUGCCUCAGGCACUGCUGCUCUCCCCUGGGCUACCAGCAGGAGGAGUACUGGUCCCACUUCCGCUCCCAGGAAAACAGAGUCUUCAGUCGCACUAUGGACGCCCACGCGCACAUCCAGGCCAUUCGCAACGUGCGUAGUUUCUUUGGGUUUGCAGCUCUGGACAAGGACGAGCAGGAGCUCCUGGAGAACACGGCCGACGCCAAGACCCAGAUUCCCAGCCUGGAGUGGAACCGGAUCACUGGGGUGUACCUGUACCGGGAGAACCAGGGGAUGCCCCUCUACAGCCGCCUCCACAAGUGGUCCACCUAUAAACUGCAGAACAACGUAGAGGCCAUGGAGAAAGACAUGAACUGCUAAGAGAGACCAGUCCCUUAUUUUAACUGGAAACAUACGCACAUCUUGGGAUCUAGUUAUUUUACUUUUGCUUAUUUUUGUGGUUCCUGUACUUGACUCACUCAGUGAAUAGAGAGAAAGACUCAUCCUUAUUGCGAGUAACUGCACUUAGAGAAGGAGCCUUGUGGGAUGUUACUGCAGUAUGAAAGAUGUGGAAGAUGAAUGCAUGUUUUGUGGUGAAUUUUAGCACCGAAUGAAAUCUUUUAGACUUAAGAUAGAAGCACAAACAACCUCUCUUGUAGUUUACCAUGUGGCUCUAUUAGUACAUUGAAAAUCUCCUCCAUUUUUGAAUGUAAUGGCUAGUCAAUCUAUGCACCAAAACAAAAAGACUAAGGUUAUGCCUUCAUCAGGAGAUGCAUUAUACACGUUUUUUAAUGAAAAAUAUAUAAAUGUUCUUGUUUUUGUUAAUAUUUGCUGCCUCCUAAAAGAAACCAUUUAGUCUCAAUAAAAUGAUAUUGUUUGCAAAUGAGACACAACCAUGUAACUGCUUUGGUAGGCCUCACUUUAAUAGCUCACAUCACAAACAAAUUGAGAAUAUCCA